Molecule: messenger RNA, 1562 nt
Organism: Cryptomeria japonica (Japanese cedar)
Lineage: Eukaryota; Viridiplantae; Streptophyta; Pinopsida; Cupressales; Cupressaceae
Product: F-box/kelch-repeat protein SKIP4
Exons: 1
Coding region: 62-1396 (444 amino acids)
Molecular function (GO): protein binding
Source: RefSeq, a predicted model, not a curated record
UACCGCCCAACACCUGUCCAAGUUACGUAUCUGAAGGGGCCUCCCUCCCUCUCCCUGCGGCAUGUUCAUAUUUCCUGCCGUCAGUCCAAAACAAUCCACUCAUUCAAGUCAAGUACACGAGCGACCAUUGACUCAGGCCUCAAGAACGAAACUCCCCUCCUCUCAUAUAUACAAUACAAUCCAAUACGACUGCAAUUCUAUUCAUUACAUUACAUUCCAUUCCAUUCCAUCUCCAGGCACUUCUCUAAUGGCGCUUGUUCAGCCCCACACACCCGUCGAUCUAAACCACAACAAAUGGCUUCUCAUGCUCAAUCACAUAUGCACGUCUCACCCAGCACAAGAAAACGAAGAAAACGAAGAAUCAUCAGAAUUAUCAAAUUCCCAGAUCAUACCAGGCCUCCCAGAUGACAUAGCAUAUGAGUGCCUCCUCAGAACACCCCUCCAAUCUCAUCACAACAUGUCCCGUGUGAGCUCCCAGUGGCGGCGCCUCCUCCACUCCGCCGAUUUCUACACCCACCGCUCACAGCGCAGCCUCGCCGACACCUGGAUUUGCGCUCUCGCCAGAGACAACCGCUACACCAACACAGUCCGCGCAUUCGAUGUAACCUCCAAGACCUGGAUUUCUCUACCCCCCAUGCCGGAUAACCGCCACCGCCACGCCGUCGGACAAGAAAUCGCCGUCGUCGGCGGCAAAAUAGUCGUCUGUGGAGGGUGGAGAGAAAACCCACUGGACACCGUGAGCAUCUUCGACCCAGUUUCGUAUUCCUGGUUUUCCGGCCCGCCCAUGCUCUCGCCACGGGCUCAUUUCGUCAGCGGCGUCAUCGGCGACAAGCUGUAUGUCGCCGGCGGGGGCGACGGGAAACAGCCCAGGUCCGCCGAGGCGGAAUUCUUCGACUCUGUGGAGAACAAGUGGUUUCCGGUGGCUUCUCUGGAGACGGGGAUAUCGUUCUGCCUGGGAAUUUCCGUGGCCGGAAAGCUGUUUGUUCAGGCUAGAGGCGGCGUGCCUCGGGAGACCAUGGUUUUCAUGCCGGAUUUUGGGAUGUGGAGUGCACUCCGGUCGAAUAUGCUGGCGUGGCCUCACAGACCGCAUGCUGUUGUGAAUGAUGAGUUGCUGUACAGGUCGGAUUUUAAGGAUGGGAAGCAUGAAUUGAUGGUCUAUGACGGUCAGAUUGACGGCUGGAAAAGCGUCGGGAUGAUCGACAACGGGCCUAACAGAAGAAUCUGCGAGAUUGUUGGAGUGGGUGGGGAGGUUUGGGGUGUUGCAGAGGAUUUUAGUGUUGGGUUGUUAAAACUUGAGGUGGGCAGUGGGAGUUCACGUAAGCUUAAGUUUGUUCGUUACGUAGGAGGCGCAGAGAGCUCCGAGAGACUCAUCUGCUGCCGUGUACUGGUUCGAUAAAUUGACUUGGCUACAUUAAUUGCUUUUGUUUUUCUUGGAUUCAUUAUUGUUCGAUAUAACAAUUGUUUAUAUGUGUCGAUUAUCUGUAAUUCAUUGCUGAAACCCGUCGUAAGGAAAGAGUGCAAUAGAUGAACCAGAGAACGCAUUUUUCUUUAAUCAUUUAAAA